AUGUCCAACUCAUUUAGCUCCAUUUGCACCUACCCCAUUCGCUCCGAUCUGUUCGCUCAAGCCAUUCACCCCAACGUUCCUCUCCUUGCUCUAGGCCUCGCCUCAGGCCAUGUUCAACUCCAGCGCCUCCCUUCCUCAGACCCCAAGGAGGCGCGCAAUAGCACCAUCGAAACCGCAUGGCGUACGCGUCGUCAUAAAGGAAGCUGUCGCAGCCUAUGCUUCGAUCAUGAUGGGGAGCAACUGUUUUCUGCUGGGACGGAUGGAAUUGUGAAGGUUGCGGCCACAGAGACGGGGCAGGUCGCGAGUAAAAUCGCUGUACCGCUACACAAUAACUCAAUUGAUCCAACUUCCAUCCUCCACGCCCAAACGCCCCAAACCCUCCUCCUCUCCACGGACUCCUCCGCCGUCUACCUCUACGACCUCCGCGCCAACUCCACCCUCGCAUCCUCCAACCCACAACAAACGCACCAUCCACACGACGACUAUGUUUCCUCUAUGACACCACUACCGCCAACUGAAGACUCCAGAAGCGGACUCAGCAAACAAUGGGCUUCCACAGGCGGCAGUACCAUAGCGAUAAUGGACAUACGAAAAGGAGUGUUGAUUAAGAGCGAGGAUCAGGGAGAGGAGAUACUGAGCUCUUGCAUUGUGGAUGGGAAGCUGGUGGUUGGGAGUGAGAAGGGAGUCCUACGGAUAUGGCAGGUGGGGUCGUGGGACGAUAAUGAACAGACCGUUGCUGUGGUGGGGAAGGGGGCUAGUGCUGAUGUGCUGGCCGCUAUGGGGGAGAAUCCAAUGGUGGCAGUGGGAAUGGAUGAUGGGUGCGUCAGAUUUGUGGACAUGGGCAGGAAAAAGCCGAAGGUACUACAUGAGACGGAGGUGAGACACGAUGAGGUGGAGGGGGUAUUGGGUUUGGGGUUUGAGAUUGGGGGAAGGAUGAUUAGUGGGGGUGGACAGAUUGUCAAGGUUUGGGACGACAAUUAUGGAUUGGAUAAUGGAGAGGACGAAGAGGAUGAAGUCGAGGAAGUGGGCGCUAGGAAUGGCAAGAGGGCCAAUGGGUUUGACAGUGAUGAGGAUGACCGCGGAGCUGAUUCGGUGGAGAGCAGUGAGGAAGAGCAGCGCAAGGGGAAGAAGAAGAAGAAAAGGAAGCGAAAUAAGGGUAAAGCCCAAAGUGGUGUGCAACAUGUCAUGAGCUUCAAAGGCAUGGAUUGA
Molecule: messenger RNA, 1209 nt
Organism: Letharia columbiana
Lineage: Eukaryota; Fungi; Ascomycota; Lecanoromycetes; Lecanorales; Parmeliaceae
Exons: 2
Coding region: 1-1209 (402 amino acids)
Molecular function (GO): protein binding
Source: RefSeq, a predicted model, not a curated record